Molecule: messenger RNA, 1664 nt
Organism: Leptonychotes weddellii (Weddell seal)
Lineage: Eukaryota; Metazoa; Chordata; Mammalia; Carnivora; Phocidae
Source: RefSeq, a predicted model, not a curated record
AUGGGUAAAAUCCCCCACCUUAGGUGGAGGUUUGUGCUAAUUUCUAUCUGCAUUCAGAGAAUCCAUGUUGGGACUGGAGACCUGAGAGCUGAAGUGCUCUAACCCUCUCAUUUUACAGGAAGUCGAGGACAGAGGAGGGAGUGUGGGUCAUUUGCUGCCAAAUCAGACAGCAGAUGCCAGAGGCGGAGCUGGGAGAGAAAAAUGGGCAACAUACUGGGCUACUUAAAGCUUGGUAAAGACUUUCUGAGGGGGAGUGCAACUCUUCCGAAAGCACUAAUCCUAGGAGUCCCACCUGCGAGCUCUCCUGGAUCUCAACGGAGGCAUCAAGCCGGACCCAGGCAGUGCUGCUGAGGCUGAUGGGCGUUUCCAUGGCUGCAACUGCCUCCUCAGCUGCAUCCUCUUAGGGCUGCUCCAGUGAUGCUCUCUGCUGUCCUUCCAGGGUUCCAUUCCUCCUUAGACAAGAUGUCUCACCAGAAAAAGCAGCCCACCUCCAUGUGCCCAGUGGUUUGCGGGAAGACCUCGGGCGGCGGCGGCGGCGGUGGUGGUGGCGGCGGCGGCGGNNNNGGCUUCUACAGCGGCGGCGGCAGCUCGGGCUGCGGCGGCGGCUCCGGCGUUUGCGGCGGCGGCGGCUCCGGAGGGAGCGUCAAGUAUUUCGGGGGAGGCAGCAGCUCUGGCUGCGGAGGCUACUCUGGUGGCGGCGGAGGCUCCGGCUGCGGUGAUGGCUCCGGAGGCUGCGGAGGAGGUUCCGGUGGGAGUGUCAAGUACUGUGGGGGUGGUGGCUACUACGAAGGCGGCGGCAGCUCCGGCUGCGGGGGUGACUAUUCCGGGGGCGGCGGCGGCUCCGGCUGCGGGGGUGGCUAUUCCGGGGACCGCGGCGGCUCCGGCUGCGGCGGCUGCUACUCCGGUGGCGGCGGCGGCGGCGGCGGCGACUCCGGUCAGCAGGUCCAGUGCCAGAGGUACGGAGGCGUCUCUAGCGGCGACUGCGGGGGUGGCGGUUCCUCCGGGGGCGGCGGCAGCUCCGGCUGCGGCGGUGGCUCCUCCAGUGGAAGGUCCGGCUGCGGCGGCGGCUCUGGCUACUUCUGUCAGCGGACCAUCCAGACCUCGUGCAUACCCCAGCAGAGCUACGGAGGGGGAUCCUGCGGAGGCAGCUGCGUCGGCGACUCCUCCGGGGGCGACGGGGGCUGCUUCCCCAGCUGCGGCGGCGGCGGCGGGGGCUCCGGCUGCGGCGGCGGCUCCUCCGGGGGCGGCGGGGGAUGCUUCUCCAUUGGUGGUGGGGGCGGCUGUUACCCUGGGGGUGGCAAGGGCGUCCCGAUCUGCCACCAGACCCAGCAGAAGCAGGCGCCUACUUGGCCAAGAAAAUAAGGUCCGUUAGAGGCCGCGGAGAAGAAGAGAUGGAGGUGUUCUCCGUGGGCGCCAAUGGGCUUAACGCUCUCAUGAUAUUGCCCUGAGGUUCCCAAAUCCUUCAGGUGUUAACACCCGAGCUACUGAGCUCUGGGGCUGCAUCUUGUUCUGUAGUUUCUCCUUUUUGGUUUCUGUACAACUACCUCCCAACCCCGGUACAUCCUCAGUCAAUAAAUGUGCAAUUCAUGAGAAUUUCUGGGUUUCCAGGCACCUUUGUAGCUUCCAAGUUCAUUCAUUCUAUUCCAUUCAUCAACAAAUGUAUU